Molecule: messenger RNA, 2219 nt
Organism: Dicentrarchus labrax (European seabass)
Lineage: Eukaryota; Metazoa; Chordata; Actinopteri; Moronidae
Product: WD repeat, SAM and U-box domain-containing protein 1-like
Exons: 12
Coding region: 259-1701 (480 amino acids)
Biological process (GO): protein ubiquitination
Molecular function (GO): protein binding; ubiquitin-protein transferase activity
Source: RefSeq, a predicted model, not a curated record
CAAACUAUAAAACUGCUACAUUAAUGGAAAAGUAGACUAUGGACUUUGUGUAACAAUAACUCGGCGUCACAUGACUGAUAACAGCUGUGGAAGAUAAACAUUAUAUGUGAGCUGCACGAGGAGGAGGGAGUACAUUGAAACUGUCAGAGACACACGAGGAGCAACAGCUCAGUGCUCACAGGCGGAUAUUUGAGCAUUUUGCGCCACCUUGUGAGUGAACGGCUCCCUCUGCAACACAACACGUCUCUCUGUCACAAGAUGGUGUCAGUAGUUGUCACUCUCCGACACCACACCGACGAGGUCAGCUGCUGUGCCUUCUCUCCAUCCCUCCUGGCCACCUCCUCCGGGGAUAAAACUCUGCGCGUUUAUAACACCACUGACUUCUCGGAGCUUCCUUUCUCCCCUCUCUCGGGUCACGGCUACGGGGUUCACUGCUGCUGCUUCAGCUCAUGUGGCAGCUACCUGCUCAGCUGCUCCACGGACGGGUCCGCCAUCGCGUGGAGCUCGGAGACAGGUGAGGUGCUCGCGGUGUUGCAGCACCCGGGCCGCACUCCGCUCCGAGCGUGCGCACUGGCGCCGGACUCCUCCCUCCUGCUGGCAGGGGCCUGUGAUGGCACCGUGGCCCUCUGGGACUUCCCAUCCAGGACACUGCGCAGAUGCAGUGCAGUGAGCGAGGACAGUGUCGUGGCCUGCUGCUUCUCUCCCUGCGGCCAGAUGUUUGUGACCGGCUGCACGCACGGAGACCUCAAGCUCUGGGAUACGGACAUCAGUGUCCUGCAUGCUGAGAAGGACGCCCACGACCUGGGAGUCGCCUGCUGCAACUUCGCCCCGCAGUUUAAUGUUGAUGGCUGCUGUGUGGAGUUUCGACUGGCCUCCUGUGGCCAAGACAGCCAGCUGAAAAUAUGGAUUGUUUCCCAGGGUGAAGGAGCAGCCUUUGUCAUGAAGCUGCUUCACACUCUCAGCAGCCAAUCGGCUCCAGUUCUGUCUUGUGCCUUCUCCUCUGACGGAGAGCUGGUUGUCUCGGGUUCAGUGGAUAAAACUGUUGCAUUAUAUGAUGCGAACCUGGGAACCCUGCUCUACACUUUGAAACAGCACGACAGGUAUGUGACUGCCGUUGCUCUGUCUCCCACCAUGCCGUGGAUUGCAACCGGCUCCAUGGACAGAGCGGUGAACGUGUGGAGAAUAGGAGAUGGAGUCAGCAGAACUGGAGCUGAAUCAAGGCAGACAGAGUGCCAAGGAAGGAAGUUGCCGGGUCACUCCAGGCUGCUGGUUGCUGAUUGGUCGGAGGAGGAUGUGCAGACUUGGCUGUGUGAGGAAGGACUGCAGGAGCUCGUCAGCAUCUUUAAAGCCAACAACAUCGACGGAGCAGAGCUCAGCCAGCUGAACAAGGCAGCAGCCACAGAGCUGGGAAUUGAGUCUUUGGGCCUCCGCGGUCGUCUCCUGAGGAAAAUCGAGGCCCUGAAGGCGGAAGAGAGCGGUUCAGAGGCCCCAGAUGAGUUUCUGUGUCCAAUCACCAGAGAGCUGAUGAAGGAUCCAGUCAUUGCUGCAGAUGGAUAUUCAUAUGAGAGAGAAUCCAUCGAGAACUGGAUCAGGGGCAAGAGCAAGACCAGUCCCAUGACCAACCUGCCCCUGCAGACCACUCUUCUCACCCCCAACAGAUCUCUGAAGACGGCAAUAACACGGUGGAAGUCAAGCCAGUAGACGGCAGCUCAUUUUAGUCAGAAUCCACAUUAACAGGUAUUAUAAACAGGAACUGCUCAACGACUGCUCUUAUUAUCACAGGAAGAACUAAUUACUAUCAAGUUGACUAAAUAAUCUGAAUCUGAUCAAGUCAACAGAUAAUUUGUUCAGUAAAUAUCAGCAUACAUCAAAAUACCUGCGUACAAGCCUGUAAGUUAAGUUAUUACACUGUGUAUUUUAAAUAUAUUAUCACUUAAAGCUACUCUACAAAACUACAUUUCAGCUUUUCAGUUAUUUCAAGGCUUUUAUCCCAAAUGUAAACGCGAAGAGUACACACUGUUUACCUCGGCCAUUGUUCUGUUAUUACCGUUUGUGGCCACAAUGAUUGCUGUUCAGCUUUAGGUGCAUUACUAAUCUAUUGCAUUACUUUAGGCUUUUUGGCGGUGACCAACUGACCAUAUAAUGAUUUCACUCAUGGUGAUUGUCCUCUUAACUUAACCAGUCUCUUUGUUUUUAGAAUAAAAGUGAGGAGAUCUGUU